This is a messenger RNA of Hippoglossus stenolepis (Pacific halibut), 2800 nucleotides long. RefSeq names its product HORMA domain containing 1 (gene hormad1). The record is from RefSeq and is a predicted model, not a curated record. The transcript has 16 exons. Bases 1340 to 2485 code for a protein of 381 amino acids. NCBI's taxonomy places the organism in Eukaryota, Metazoa, Chordata, Actinopteri, Pleuronectiformes, Pleuronectidae.
GCCGGCUAGCUUGCUGGUCACCAAGGACGACUUCCUCUGGGGCAGAUCCUGCGGCGUUGGAAUGUGGUCGCCGGUCACCAGGUUCUUGUCGGGCCCCGCCACAGGAAGCUGCUUGUUCUUCAUCUUGGCCUUGGCCAUGUUGUAGUCGCCCGAGUCGAAGUACUUUUGCUGUGUGAGAGCACAGACAGGAGGGAAGGUGAGCUUUUCGUCAAAACAACAUUCACAUGCCCGUGUGUACACUGGAAGUUAUUGGUCAGCGUCUGCACUGAUCCUGUGGAGGAACGUUCCCAACACAAUCCCAGCCCAAGAGAUGAGGACAAUCUCCAGCUGGAGGCUUGAGCUGAAUUCAGCCCUGUGCAAACACUUGCACCUGUAAACCUCCCCAGCUGCGUAAAAGCAGCACACAAGCAUAUUUCUUUGUAAACAUAACUGUACAUAAUGUUUUAUUGUUUAUUAAAUAAAGUUCUCAGAUCAGCAAACAUUAACGGUGAUACCAACAUAUCUGUGAAAGGCUCUAAUUGCCACAGCCAGUGUGAACAGGCGGGAUUAUUACAGCCUGAGUAUUGUUUUAAAAUAAAUCCUGAAAAAAAAUGAACACCAAAUCGCAAACCUUUUAAUGAAAUGAUCAAGCUGAAUAUUGCAUUGCACUGAUUCAAUCACCCCAAAAACCAAACAGCCGACUCUCAGAUUCUCUAACUAUCCUCGAUAUCAUCAUUCUCCGAUGAUUUUCAUUCUGGGAGUUAUCUUAUGAUGAAGUGCUGCAAUUUACUCUGUGGCUCUCUGCUCAGCCUGCCUCGACUACUCCUACUUCUAGUCAGUGAUUUCCCAGAAUGACUUUCAGCAGUCUCCAGAGGUGGAGGUUCUCUGUAGCAUAUACAGUGCGUGUAGGUGGAGAGAGCAACAGUUUUUCCAGUCGAGGAGAGAGACUGAUGCUUCUGUGUGCUUUGGCCUGCUGUACAAAUUACCAAUAAAAACAAUCCAUCAAACACGCCGUUAUAUUUCACAUGCUAUGGAUGUGGCUGCAUUGGCAUUCUGCUCGACUGAGAUUGGGUUGGUAGAGAAAUUAUUUUUUCUCUCUGCUUCAAUGCAUUCAGCCCUAUAGGUCUGUGGGAUGGACAACACAGCGGUGCCUCAAGAUAGAAACCUGUGGUUGUGAAGGGACACGUACUGUUUAUCAUUAGUCAUUUUUCUGACCACAACAUUUUCCACAAUAAAAAAAUUAAACCGAAGCUGGAAACGUCUCAUUAUGUUGUCUGCAGGAUGGAGACACAAACAGAAGAAUGCACAGGACACAGGAAAAGGAAUGAAAGCUCCUGCAUCCGGUCUUCUCCUCUGAGUGAUGGCGUGUGUGCAGCAAGUGAGAACCUCCCAGGAGACUCAGCUGUUGCCUAAUCAGGUUAUCACAGAGCAGCAGUCCUUGGUUGUUAUGAAGAAGCUUCUGGCUAUUGCGGUGUCUGGCAUCACAUACCUGCGGGGCCUUUUCCCCGAGAAGGCCUACGGGAACAAAUAUGUUGAUGAUCAGAAAGUGAUGAUCCUUAGAGAAGUGCGCAGCUGUCCUGGGGCCUCUCAGAUCGUCCAGUGGAUGCAAGGAUGUUUUGAGGCCAUCCAGCAGAGAUAUCUCCGGACAGUUAUCAUGUCUAUCUACACUGACCCAGAGAACCCCCAGAAAGUGACUGAGUUUUACCAGUUUAAGAUCCAGUACACAGCAAAAGGAGCGCAGAUGGACUUUGAAAGCAGCAGCAGCAGCAGCAACAACAACAACAACAACAACAACAAAGUGUCGACCAUGACAUGUGGCGACACUAAGAAGGCCAGCGUCCUGCUGGUGAGGAAGCUCUACACGCUGAUGCAGAACCUGGGUCCUCUGCCAGAUAACGUCUGCCUCAACAUGAAGCUGUCUUACUACGAUGAUGUCACCCCUCAGGACUACCAGCCCCCGGGCUUCAAGGAGGCUGACGGUGACACCAUGGAGUUCGAGAGGGAGCCGGUCAAACUCACUAUGGGCGAGGUGUCCACCCCCUUCCACACUUUGAAGAUGGACAUGGCCACAGAGAGACAGAGACUGGAGCAGGUGGAGGAGAGCGUUAAUGUGAUGGAGAAGUGGGUUCUGAAGAUGGAGGGGGAGGGCGUCCUUUCACAGAGCCAUGUGAUCGAAGACGUGGAGAGACCUGACACCGAGAACACAGACUUGGAUAACGCCGAAACCCAACUGACCUGUCAUGAGAAGAUGGAGAGUCGUGAAGAGAUCAUAGAGAUGGACACUCUGGUGAAGAGGACCUCUGACAUGGAGGUGGGUGUGAAGAGGACCAGGAGUGGACGGAUCAUCAAGUCGGCCACGAAGACAAACUUAAUCGUAAACAACAAGCCGACAGCCAUGAGGAACAAAAUGGUCUCUCAGUAUGAUAUUCCCAACAGCCAGGAAACACCAGCCACCUCCACUCCUACGAGCAAACGCAAAUUCAGUGAGCCCAAAGAACGCUACUGACCCCGCAGCCCACUGCUCACACAGCAGCACGGCUGUAUUGAUUUACACUGAUGUUUUUUAAAUUUUGAUUACAGGUUAUGUGGUUGUUUUUUAAGGUUGUUAUGUAACAUCAGUAACAGGUUCAUUUGAAUGAAACACAGAUGUUUAAUGUGUUAAUAGGAUUUAUUAUAAUUUAGCUAUGAAAUAUAAAUAAUAAUUUAUAAAACAGUUAGUUUUGCCUGUUAAUGGUUGUGUCUGUUUUUCUGUUACGAUUCUGCUGCUUGUGUAACAAAGCAGGAGUGGAAAUAUUUAAUAAAAAGACAAAACUACAUUAAU